Messenger RNA from Baudoinia panamericana UAMH 10762, 1898 nucleotides. RefSeq lists its product as uncharacterized. The coding region runs from base 215 to 1600 and encodes 461 amino acids. The record is from RefSeq and is a predicted model, not a curated record. NCBI's taxonomy places the organism in Eukaryota, Fungi, Ascomycota, Dothideomycetes, Mycosphaerellales, Teratosphaeriaceae. The transcript has a single exon.
CAGUCGUGAUUCCUUGCUACGCGACUUUCCUACAUGGAACGAAAGUCGUCAAUCGCAGGAUAAUGCAUUGUUGGAGUAGCUAGCUAGGCUUCCUUACAUCUACUACAUCUACACGCAUUGCUGCAUCCAGGUCAUAAGUCAGGCCGGAAGGAACGCUCGCGCUUCACCCUCCCACAACGAGGCGCAUUCGGUCUCCUCUUACCUGGACACCAUCAUGGAUCCAGAAACCCUAAUAGCAUUCCACUUCACAACACCCGCCCACAUCCGCUCCGUCGAGCUGCUAGGCUCUUGGGACAACUUCGCGCGCGCAUACCCCAUGCGCCACGACCGGCGGCGAGGUCCAGGCUUCUGGAGUGGGUGCUUCAAAUUCACCUCCAUUGUCUUCGACGGGCUGGAAUCCUCCUUCAACGCGAAACCUCGCUCCGGUGGGCUCAAGCAGGGCGGUACGUAUUGGUACUACUACCGGCUUGACUACGAUGUGGAGACGUACGAUGACGGGUUGGAGUGUACGGCGGGGUGUCCGUUGAUGCCCGGGCAGAUGAUGAAUGUGCUCGAGGUUCCCGUGGAGGUGGUGCAGCCGCCGAGUCGGUGUCGGAGUGCGGGGCAUGACGGUCUUGCUGCUGCGCUGCUGGGAGGGUUGCGAGGCGGGCAAAGGCAGACGCUGGACCCGAGCGACAAGUUCGUAAUGCUCGAGCCACCACCGGUGUCCAAGGUGCACAUGCGGUGUAUCUCUGACCUGGCGCUUGGUGGUCGGUUGGAGAAGCAGGCUGGAUCGAAGACGAACUCCGUGGGCCGCUCGGCGCAAUCGCCUCACGAUGGUGACGAGCUGCAGACUCGGCCUGGGAAACGGCGGCGCGCCGUUGGAAGAAGCUCUCGCCACAACACUGCAAGCCGCCGAAGCCAGAUCUCCGCGCUAUCGCAUACAUCGUCGUCAUUCCUGGACGUAUACGCCGAGAAAUGGGAAAUGCCAACUUCACGCCCAGUCUCCCGCGGAUCGGUGCUGGUGUCUCCAAUCACGGCUGAGGUUGAGGUUGAGGCAGUCCCACCACCACCGCCAACCAGACUUCCUCCCCUCCCGCCGCCUGCCCUCCUGCCUCCUCCUCCUCCUCCACCACUCGAUACCCCUCUACCAAGCCCGGUCUUCCGCUCCCCGACCUUCUCCGCCGAAACCAUCAGUUCCAAUGGCGCGUAUACCCCCUUCCGGCUCAGCGGCGGCGAGUAUGCCCCACAAUACUACCAUAGCAGCAGCUACUUCGACACUGACCCCGCAAAGCAGGUGGAGCACGUCACGCUCCGCUUGCAGGAUCUCGAAUUGCGGAAAAGUCCGGUGUCGUUGGUGCUGCCGCCGCCAUCGCCAUUGAGUGAUAGUCACCGGACGAACGAGGGAGAAGCAACCAAGUCUUCUGCGCCUCGGACUCGGUUAGAGACAUACAGUCUGCCGAGCUUCGCGCCACCGAGCGAUAUACCGCAUGUAGUCAACAGCGAGUCAAUGCUGCUCACGCCCGCGUUGGCACUCAGUCUGGAAACGGAAGCAAGCCGAGGCUCCAUGGUCGACGACAUUUUCGCCGAAUUGGGAUAUCUGGGGAGCAGCAUCAGCUAGCGAUCCCCUCGGCAGAAGGAGAUACCGCUUGUUCCGGGUCGAACACCCAAUGCUGCUGACUGCUAUCUAUGGUUGAAAGGUUCUUUUGGGGAGCGAAUGGCAGCGUGGUGUUGUAUGACGCGAUGUGUGUACCAGUUGAUCUAAGCGUUCUUGUACUCUCUGCUGUAUCUUGGCAAGCGUGGGCGCUGGGAGGGUGUAUCGUAUAUAUUUCAGUGCACACGGCGAGCGGCUUGCUUGGGGUCCACUGCGUUGACGUGUGAUGCUGAUUGUGUAUCUCCAACAGCUUGUGCUCUGCCAC